AAGUUGGUUUUAAGUUUCAGCUGAAGAGUCAGAGACUCACAGGAGACCUUUAAAGACAGUUUAUCAGGGUACAAGUGCAGUAAGUACAGCAGUAAAUACAGCAGUAAUAGUACAGUAAGUACAGCAGUUAUAUACAGUAAAUACAGCAGUAAUAGUACAGUAAGUACAGCAGUAUAAUAACUUGUACUUCAGUCAGUAGUACUCAGUACUGAUGGCUAAAUGGGGUGAAGGAGAUCCUCGAUGGAUCGUUGAGAAGAGAGCUGAUGGAACCAACGUCAACAACUGGCACUGGACGGAGCGUGACGUCAGCAGCUGGUCAUCAGAGCGCCUCCGUCAGCUGCUGUUGGAGGUUCGGGUGGAGGGACCGGAGGGCGUCUGUAAGCUGACGGAGGUCAACAAGCUGGAGGGAGAAUCCUCCAUCAACAACCGCCGAGGAAAACUCUUCUUCUUCUACGAGUGGCAGCUGAGAGCCAGCUGGCUGGGGACGUCCAGCAUCGGUGUGAAGUACAGAGGAACUGUUGACGUGUCCAACCUGUCAGACGAGAACGACAUGGACGACCUCGAUAUCUCAGCGUCUCUGUGUAAAGACCAGCCUGACACGCCGCUCCUCGGCCUCAUGAAGAAGAGCGGCGUUCAGGAGGUCCGGAAGGUUCUGGGCGAGUUCGUCCGCCAGCUCAAAUCAGAGUUCAGUCAGGGGAUGAUCCUUCCCACCGCCGACCAACCGGAGCUGCCUCAACCUCAGACCCAGAAGAACCAGACCCAGACCAGUAAACCUCCGAAAAGCUCCACCCCCAAGUGCUCCUCUGGCCCCGCCCCCAAGUGCUCUUCUAGCCCCGCCCCCUGCCCCACAGGUGUUCGGAUCUCGACAUGCACCUUUAAUCUGAAGGAAACCUUUCAAACGUCUCCUGAUGAGCUGUACAGGACCUUCAUCAGCCAGGAGUUCGUGCAGGUGUUUACGCGCUCGGCAGCGGUGGUGGACGGUCGGCGAGGAGGGAGGUUCCAGAUGUUGGAUGGGAAUGUUAGCGGAGAGUUCACACAGCUGGUACCGGACCAGAGGAUCGAGAUGAGGUGGCGGUUCAGGACGUGGCCCAGCGAGCACUACGCCACCGUCAGCCUGGAGCUGGAGGACCGAGGAGACGAGACGGAGCUGAGGAUGGAGUGUCGAGGAGUCCCAGCGGGGGAGGAGGACUCCACCAGGGAGGGCUGGACCCGGUUCUACUUCCACGCCAUCAAACAGACGUUCGGAUACUGAGGGGACUCUGAACACUAACUGUGUCAUGACACCUGCUUAAAGGAACAGCUCACCAGUUUAAUCCUUCAGUAACACGUGGCGUCCCUAAGGGGGGCGUCCUGGAGGCUCGGGGCGUGGUUAGCCUAGUUUAGCGUAAAGACUGGAAGCAGGGGAACAUGUUAGCCUAGCUUAGCAUAAAGACUGGAAGCAGGGGAACAUGUUAGCCUAGCUUAGCAUAAAGACUGGAAGCAGGGGAACAUGUUAGCCUAGCUUAGCAUAAAGACUGGAAGCAGGGGGAAAUGUUAGCCUAGUUUAGCAUAAAGACUGGAAGCAGGGGAACAUGUUAGCCAUCAGAACCAACUAAACAAAACAAUCCUUUAAAGUGCGAUGCGUUGUGUGUGAGCGAAUCAUUGUGUGAAUAAAGUUUGGACAGUUUCA
Sebastes umbrosus (honeycomb rockfish) is the source of this 1669-nucleotide messenger RNA. RefSeq names its product activator of 90 kDa heat shock protein ATPase homolog 1-like. Lineage: Eukaryota; Metazoa; Chordata; Actinopteri; Perciformes; Sebastidae. Gene Ontology annotation, biological process: positive regulation of ATP-dependent activity; protein folding. The record is from RefSeq and is a predicted model, not a curated record. Gene Ontology annotation, cellular component: cytosol. The transcript has 9 exons. Gene Ontology annotation, molecular function: protein-folding chaperone binding; ATPase activator activity. The coding region runs from base 212 to 1252 and encodes 346 amino acids.